CACCGCGCCUUGCCAUGCACAGUCACAUCGUAAGCAAGCAGCUACUAGGGCCUCAACAAGCAAACCUUGAUUGUUGAUUCGACAUGGCGAAGUCGCCCAUGGCGAUCCUGGCUCUCGGGCUAGCAGCAGUAGUCCUAUCUGGCGCCGGACUGGCGGGCGGCGAUCCCGUGGAGAGCGUCGUCACCGACGCGUUCUUCGACGGGAUCAAGUCCCGGGCCGCCGCCGACGGGUGCCCCGGCAAGAGCUUUUACACGCGCCAGUUUUUCCUGGACGGCGCCCAGGCGAACCCCGACUUCGGGGAAGGCGGCACCAGCGACGACGGCAAGAGGGAGAUAGCCGCCUUCUUCGCCCAUUUCACCCACGAGACUGGAUACAUGUGCUACAUCGAGGAGAAGGACGGGGCGAGCCAGAACUACUGCGACACGAAUUACCCGCUGUGGCCGUGUACCUCGGGGAGGGCGUACUACGGGCGCGGGCCGCUGCAGCUGACGUGGAACUACAACUACGGGGCGGCGGGGCAGAAGCUCGGCUUCAACGGGCUCGACAACCCGGAGAAGGUGGCGCAGGACCCGGCGUUGACGUUCCAGGCGGCGUUCUGGUUCUGGAUGACCAACGUGCAUCAGGUCGUGCCGCAGGGGUUCGGCGAGACCACCAGGAAAAUCAACAGUGGCGAGUGCAACGGCGGGAACGCGCCGGCGAUGAACGCGCGGGCGAACUACUACGUGGAGUACUGCAAGCAGUUCGGGGUCGACCCGGGGAACAACCUCACUUGCUAGAUUCUUGAUCGACGCGCAAAAACAUUUUUUCAGACGAUGCUCCUACUUACAGCUCUGCCUCCCUGUGUAUUCUGGGAUCAUCUAUAUAUUCUGUAUAUGUAAUUUGGAUUCCUGUAUUCAUAUAUCGGUAAUAUAAAUAAACGUAAUAAAUAAACAUUUCUUGACAGCAUCCAAAUGCUGCCAAUGUUUCA
Molecule: messenger RNA, 967 nt
Organism: Triticum urartu
Lineage: Eukaryota; Viridiplantae; Streptophyta; Magnoliopsida; Poales; Poaceae
Product: chitinase 5
Biological process (GO): chitin catabolic process; cell wall macromolecule catabolic process; carbohydrate metabolic process
Molecular function (GO): chitinase activity
Source: RefSeq, a predicted model, not a curated record